Molecule: messenger RNA, 300 nt
Organism: Macrosiphum euphorbiae (potato aphid)
Lineage: Eukaryota; Metazoa; Arthropoda; Insecta; Hemiptera; Aphididae
Source: the annotation of a GenBank genome assembly
AUGGUGCACCUUGUCUCCGAAACGUUGUCCGCAGCGCCAAACGUACAGCCCGGAGACGGAAACGUUGUACUGCGGUGCGAGGAGGAAGAGGAGGAGAAGGAGGAGGAGGAUACGAUGGCCACCAGUGGAGACUUUGAGGUCGUCGUAAACGAAGAAGUGCCGACCGAGGAUUGGGCGAAGAUCGACGAACCGGCCACACAAGCUGCAGUGUCUUCACGCGGGCGGGUCAGGCGAUUGGCGGCCACCGCGUGGAGAGGAGUGAAACGGGCCGGACGAGCAGUGAUUUGCCUGGGUUGCUGA